This is a messenger RNA of Saccostrea cuccullata (small rock oyster), 2584 nucleotides long. Its product is annotated as fibroblast growth factor receptor homolog 1-like. Gene Ontology annotation, biological process: positive regulation of kinase activity; protein phosphorylation; multicellular organism development. The transcript is spliced from 15 exons. Gene Ontology annotation, cellular component: plasma membrane; signaling receptor complex. The coding region runs from base 59 to 2296 and encodes 745 amino acids. The record is from RefSeq and is a predicted model, not a curated record. NCBI's taxonomy places the organism in Eukaryota, Metazoa, Mollusca, Bivalvia, Ostreida, Ostreidae. Gene Ontology annotation, molecular function: transmembrane receptor protein tyrosine kinase activity; ATP binding.
UUAUAUGAUCCCCGCACGGGGAAAAAUAAACAGUUGAAUUUCGUCUGCUGAAGUGGAAAUGUUACUAAAUUUGCUGACUUUCUUCGUAAUAAUUCAUGUGACACUGAGCCUAUUGACAUUGAGGGGCCCAUAUAACCACACUGCAGUGGUCCAGGACAAUGUAACGCUGAGCUGUAAGCUGUUAAAGGAUGGAGAAACUGUCAUCAAUCUUCAUAUAGUGGGAGAACCCUAUAAACUGGUCUGGAAUUUUACAGGGGUAGGAGAAACAGAACCUAGGACAAUACAUGUCGUCUCCAGCAAUGGAUUAGCUCUACCUAGCUUCUCUGUAAAGUUCAACAAUACUCACUACCAGAGCGACUCUGACACUUCUCUUCACAUCCUAAAUGUCUCUUUCUCAGACGCUGGAACUUAUACCUGUUCUCUUAACAGUGAGAGCAAGUCAUUUGAGCUGUAUGUUAUAGAAAAACCUUACUGCCAUAAUUAUAACAGUAGUGUGAUAGUGAACCAGCAGGCCUAUUUUGACUGCAGUGUCAAUUUUCAUGGAAAUGAUCGCCCUGAAGUGAGUUGGAAACAUGGCAACAAAGAGCUGAAUUUCUCUGUUGAUUUCGAAAAUGAAACUUACAGCUUAGCUCGUAUGUCAUUGGUUGCUUCAGAGGAAGAUGAUGGAAAGGUGUUCAUUUGUCAUGUUACAUUUCCUUAUGUCCAUAAUGGUUUUAUCUGCCAAGCUCUCCCAAAGCUGAAAGUUUAUUUUCCUGUGAAAGAGACAGACAUUAUUCUUAGUCCAUACAAAAAGGAGUAUGAAGAGGGAAGCAAUAUUCUUCUUCGUUGUGUUGCCAUAGGAGAGCCCCACCCCCGUUACAAUUGGACAUUCACCCCCCUUUCUGACCCCCUUAAUGAAUCUGUGAGGUCAACCCAUCCAGCGUACAAAAUCGUCAAUGCCCAUAGAAAUGACAUAGGAAACUAUACAUGCAUUGUUCACAAUGAAAUUAAUCAUACAGUGUAUACAGACACUAAAGUUGUCUUCUUGAAUAUAAUAGAAAAUAAAGUAACAACAGUAAAACCUAAAUACAGAAUGAUGCCUAAGCCAACAGAGGACAAAGGAGAUGGAGACAUUAACUUCAAUGCCUAUGCUGUAGGAGCUGUUGUUAGUUCACUGCUAGCCAUUCUGCUGAUUGUAGUCUUCAUCCUGCUGGCCAUCAAAUUCAGGGCAAGAGAGCAGAAAUACAGAGAAGGCAUGUCCCUGGUGCAGGAUGAUUUUACAGAUGAUCAGGAAUUGUUAGAUGAGGACAUGAUAACAGCAAAUGGAGGGACCGAGGAGACCCAAGGUCAGUACAGGAGACUUGGUCAGUAUUGGGAAAUCCCUAAGAGAGAUGUUCGCCUGAUGGACCUGAUUGCUACAGGGUCGUACUGUGAAGUCUGGAGGGGGAGGAUGAGGAAACACUCAGACAGUACAGAUGUUCUUAGGGUGGCCAUCAAGAAAAUGCUAGAUGAUGCAUCAGAAGUGGGCAGGAAGUUCUUUCUGGCAGAGAUGGAAGUGAUGAAAACAUUGAAGGCUCACAGUAAUGUGAUCACCCUUAUUGGAUGUUACACAUUAACUGAACCUUGGAUGCUGAUGCUGGAGUAUGCACAUGAGGGAACCUUGCAGAAAUACCUGAAGAAACACAGACCUGGUUCACAGCGUGUUGAGAUUCAAUCUCAGGAAUCGGUCAGACUUAAGAAUAACAGGAUAGAUGCCAAGAAACUCCUAACUCUGGCUUCCCAGGUCAUCAGUGGAUUGCUGCAUUUGACAAAAUAUAAGCUCCUAUACUACCGACUAUCUGCAUCCAGUGUCCUUGUGGCCAAAGGAGGAGUGUGCAAGUUAUCAGGGUUUAUGUUUCAGAAAGAAAUAACAGAGAGGAAUUUGUAUGAAAAGGAAUCUCUACCUGUUCGCUGCAUGUCACCAGAAUCUUUGUCACAAAAUAUAUUUGAUACAAAGACCGACACAUAUGCCUUUGGUAUUUUGUUAUGGCAGAUUAUACAUUUUGGAUUAAGGCCGUAUCCCUCUAUGGACAUUGAAGAAGUGAAAGAGAAAGUUCUCUCAGGAUACCGCAUGCCUCAGCCACCGCACUGUAGUUCUGAAUUGUUUGCCUUAAUGGAUAGAUGUUGGAGUGUAAAUCCAGAUGAGAGACCCCUGUACCCUGAUAUCUUACAAGCCCUGUCUGUCCUACAAACCAACAGUGACACAAACAUUGUUCUGGAGGAUCUUCCAGGCCUGUCAACCUCUGAGAGUGAGACCGAAACAGAAUGUAAUCCAUAGAAGGUCAUCUUGAUAAUCCAAAGAAGGUCAUCUGGAUUAUCCAUAGAAGGUCAUCUGGAUUACGUAAUCUGUUAAGAUACUCGUAUAUUGAUGAGGCACUCACAAAUUGAACUUGAUUUUUUUUUUCUUAAAUACAUUAAUUUUGCCAUUGACACAAGGAUAAUUUUUAGCUCACCCAAGCCAAAAGCUCACUGUAGCUUUUUUCUGAUUAAGGAAUGUCCAGAGUCUGUCUGAGUGAACUUUUCACAUAUUCAACUUCUUCUCCAGAACUAUUUAAUUAAUGAAUAU